AUGGUUUUGACCUGGCUGCUUUUCCUUGGGUCUGCCUUCCCCCUAGGCCUGGCGUCCUGGGUGGUGACCAGCCCUGAAAAUGUUCAGGGUGUCAGUGGCUCCUGCCUGGUCAUCCCCUGCACCUUUAACUUCCCUAGUAAUGUGAAAGCAAACCAAGGCAUCACUGCUAUCUGGUACCGUGACUACGCAAGUGCUGACAAAAAGGUGGUGGUAAGCCAUUCCAAAGACCCAGGGCAGGUGGACAGGAUCUUCCAGGGCCGGGCUGUAUUGUUGGGAAUCCCUGGGAACAAGACCUGCAAUCUGCUCUUGCGGAAUCUCAGCCCUGAAGACAAUGGGGACUAUACCUUUCGAUUUGAGAUCAUUGGGGCAGACAGCUGGUCUGGCAAGAAGAGCACUGCAGUCACGGUUACUGAUAACCCCAACACCCCAACCAUUGCCUCCCCAUCUCCUCUUCGGGAAGACACGCAAGCCAUCUUCACCUGUUCCACCCCCUAUGUGUGUCCUGAGGAGGGGACCCCCCUCUCGUGGCAUGGCCAGGAUCCUGUCCACUCCAACACAAGCCAGCUCCAGGAACUGGAGCCCACCAGCGUCAUGUACCAACAAAGCCUCAGCGUUGCCUUAUCCUGGCGAGACCAUGGUCGGAGUCUGAGUUGCCAGUUCUCUGCUGCAAGGAAGCAGAGCCAGGAGAAGAUCAGCCUUCAGGUGCAGUACGCCCCCAGAGGAGUGGAGGUCUCUCUAAGGCCCUCCAAGAAGAACAUCCACGUGGGGGAUUCCUUUACCCUCACCUGUCACAUCAAUGGGAGCUACCCAAAGCCUACUGCCUUCAGGUGGUUUAAAGAUGGUGUCCUCUAUGAUGCCAAUCAAGAGGUGCUCCAGGUGAGCAAGGUCACAUGGGAGGACCAUGGGCGCUACUCCUGUGAGGUGCAGAAUGUGGUGGGCACCAGGGCAGCUGACCCCCUCACUGUCCCCAUCUUUGAUCCACUGAUCCGAGUGCACCCACCCGGGAUCAUCCAGGAAGGGCAGGCAGUGGCUCUCACCUGCACUCUGCCUGGGGGGGACCAGCAGAACAUCUCCUACAGCUGGUUCAAGAACAACAUGUGGAUGGAGGACUUGGCUGCCGAGACCCUCACAUAUGCCCGAGUCAGCAGUGCCAACACCGGCUUCUACUUCUGUAAGGUGCAGAAUUCAAAGGGCGUCAAGGCCUCCCCGCCUGUUAACCUGGAGGUCACCUAUGCACCAAGGGUCCCUGUGCUCACCUCCUUCCUGGAAACACAGAGGGGUCAGAGAGCCAUCAUCCACUGCUCCGUGGACAGUGAGCCCCCGGCCAACCUGACCCUUCAGCAUGGUGGCCGGGUGCUGGCCUCCUCGAAUUCCCAGGACACACCCAGUCAACGCUUCAGUAUCACAAGCGGCUACAACUCACUGAGGUUGAGUAUUCGAGGACUGGAGGCUGAGGAUGGUGGGGACUACCAGUGUGAGGCCGUCAAUGCCCUUGGGAAGGCCACCUCCAACCAUGACUUCAGAGCUGACACAGCCUGGGUGGGAAUCCACCCCACUGCCGAGGUGGUAGAGGGCGAGGAAGUGACGCUGAGCUGUGUGGCUGCCCAGGGUGCCCAGCCCUAUGCCCUCUAUACCUGGUACCAGAACGGAGAGUGGCUGAAGGAGGGACCCCUUAGCUUCCUCACCUUCCCCAGGGUGCUCAAAGCCAACUCAGGUUCCUACUACUGCCAGGCCCAGGACAGCCUUGGCAGCAUCCGGACCUCACCUCCUGCUGCCCUUACUGUUCACUACCCCCCACGACAACCCACGCUUACUGCCUUGGUUGACACGGAGGCUGGUAGGCUGGGCCUCCUCUUGUGCAGAGUGGAUAGUGACCCACUAGCUGACCUGAGGCUGCUCCGAGGAGACCAGCUUGUGGCCACCUCUCAGGGUGGGUGUGGAUGUGGGCAAAGCCAUCCCCGGGUUCAGGCAGCUUCUGGUCCCAAUUCCCUUCGUGUGGAGAUCCGUGAUGUGGUACUGGAGGAUGAAGGGGAGUACACGUGUGAGGCCACCAAUACCCUUGGCAAUUCCACGGCCUCUGUGGCCUUUGAAGCCCAGACCACCCGCCUGGUUAUCUUUCCAUCAACCACCGUGAAGGAGGGCGAAGAGGCCAAUCUGACCUGUGCCGUGAGCCGAGAGUCAAACAACAGUCAUGCCAAUUUCACCUGGUACCGGGAUGGAGCCCAGUGGGCCCAGGGAUCGCAGGAAGCUGUGGUCCUUCAACAUGUGGCUAGGACAGAUGCUGCUCUUUACUCCUGCCAAGUCAGCACCCAAGUGGGGGAGAGGCACUCCACCCCAGUGGCCCUGCAUGUGGUGUACCCUCCAGAUUCCCCCCAUCUGUCUGCCUUCAUGGACACCACUGGGGGUCGAGUGGCUGUGUUCCUCUGCACUGUCCACAGCAGUCCCCUUGCAUCUAUGUCCCUGUUCCAUGGUGAGGAGCUGAUGGCUUCCAGCCUUGGCUCCAGGGCUUCAGAAGGCAGGCAGCUUCAGGUGGAAACUAGCCUUAACUUCCUGAAGAUGGAAAUCAAGGACCUGAAACUAGGAGAUGCUGGGAACUACAGAUGCCAGGCCACUAAUGCUCAUGGCUCAGCCUCCACUACAAUUUUUUUUCAAGUUCAUGCUGCUUGGGUUCAGGUAUCCCCAUCUUUGGAGGUUCACGAAGGGCAGACGGUGUCCUUGAGCUGCAAAGUGACGGGUGGAGCCCCCGAUGGGACCACCUACAACUGGUACCGGGACAGCCGCCACCUCCCAGAGCCCACCAUUUCCACACUCCACUUUGCCUCCAUCACUGCUGAGCAGGGUGGUGCCUACCACUGUCAGGCCCGGGUCCCUGGGGGUGCUGCCAGUCUCUCCUCCCCUGUCAGCCUGCAUGUAUCCUACCCCCCACGACAGCCUACCCUUACUGCCUUGCUAGAGUUGGAGGCUGGGAGGUUGGGCCUCAUCCUGUGCCAAGUGGACAGUGAUCCCCAGGCCCAGUUGAGGCUGCUGAGGGGCAGCCAGCUCCUGGCCUCCUCCCAGAGCAGGGUUGGAGUCGACUCAUCCCGAGUUACUCGGGCCUUUAAUGUCCUCCGUGUGGAGAUCCCAAAUGUCAUGCUCGAGGAUGAAGGAGAGUACACUUGUGAAGCCAGCAAUGCCCUUGGGAAUGCCACAGCUUCUGUGGCCUUCAGUGCUGAAACUGUUGUAGUCCAAGCAUUGCCCUCUCUGACCAUUCAGGAAGGCCAGGCUGUGAACUUGACUUGUGUGGUCUCUGCUGCCAACUUUACCCAGCUCAACUACACAUGGUACCAGAAUGGACAAUGGGUGGCUGGAGGCCCUGGCUCCUCCUCCAUCUUUCUCCCCAGUGUUUCUGCUGCUGAUGCCACUUCUUACCGUUGUGCUGUGGACACUCAUGAGGCAGGCAGGCGCCUCUCCUCCCCCAAGAGCCUCUCUGUCCUCUACCCACCCCGGGCACUGCGUCUGACAUCUCUGCUGGAGAGCCAGGCAGGACAGCCAGCUGUGUUGUUGUGUACUGUGGACAGCCAACCUCCAGCCACACUGGCUUUGAGUUGGGCUGGUCAACUCCUGGCCUCUUCUUCCAUUGGGCAAGCCAGGAUGGGGGCCUCCUCUAUCCCUAACACCCUUCGUCUUGAGCUCCAGGACCAGAAGACCCUUGGUAGUGGCCUCUACACUUGUUCUGCUAAGAACUUCCUGGGCCAGGCUAAUACAUCCUUGGAGCUGUACCUAGAGGUCACCAGAGUGUCCAUAGCCCCAUCCAGUGAGGUGCCUGAGGGCACACCCGUCAUCCUGACCUGUGAGGAUCCUGCUGCCAAUCCACCUACCAUCUAUACCUGGUAUCACAAUGGCCGCUGGCUACAGGAGGGGCCGACUCAUAUCCUCCAGCUUCCUGGCACCACCAGGGCCCAUGACGCUGGUGCCUACUCCUGCACUGCCCGAGAUGCCCGGGGUGUACGAAGUUCUCAGCCCGCUGCUCUUCACCGUCUAUAUGCUCCUAGAGAUCUGUUGCUCACUUCUUUCUUGGAUACCCGGGCUGGCCGAGUGACUGUGUUGCAGUGCACUGUGGACAGCGAGCCUCCAGCAGAGCUGACCCUGUCCCGAGAUGGUGAACUGGUGGCUUCGGGCCAGAGUACCUUUGGGUCACUGGUGGGGAGAAGUCGUGUCCAUGCUACCCAUAACACCCUUCGGCUGGAGCUGUGGGACAUCAGCAUGGAGGAUGAGGGAGACUACCUCUGCUCUGCCUGGAAUGCUUUAGGCUCCGUCAGUAUCACUGGACAGUUGUGGGGAGAAGGUCUUCGCAUCACAGUGGAGCCAGGCUUGGAGAUUCAUGAAGGAGACUUCCUCAACAUGAGCUGCCUGCUGACCAGCCAGGCCCAGGAGAACACCACCUACACAUGGUCCUGGAAUUCUAGAUGGCUGCAAGAGGGGCCUGAGCCUACACUCAUAUUUUCCCAGGUGGUCCGUGAGCAGGCUGGGGUGUACCAGUGUCAUGCUGAAGGGUCUUUGGGCAGUGCCUCCUCAGCCCCUGUCAGCCUCAAAGUGCUAUAUGCACCACGGACACCUGAUAUGAUCUCCUUUCUAGAGCCAGAGAAUGGUCUUUGGGGUAUCCUGCACUGUCACGUGGAUAGUGAGCCCCGGUCUGAGCUGACCCUUUAUCAUGGAAGCCAUUUUAUUGCUUCAACCCGAUCUGGAAGCCGUCAUUAUCCCCACAUUCAAGUAUCAACCUCCUACAACACUCUGAGGGUGGAUAUCCAGGAUAUGAAUGCCAAAGACCAGGGAGAGUAUGUGUGCUUGGCAUCCAAUGCCCUUGGCACUGCUUCUUCUUCUGUGUACUUUGGAACAAGAGUUCUUGAUGCCUUGAGCCUGUAUCAGCUGCUCUUCAUCAUCUUCAUGGUGUUGUCUUGCUGCCUAUUGCUGCUCUUGGGUCUGGGGGCCAUUUACAUCUGGAACAGGAAAAACCUCUUCUAUAAAUUGAAUCCAGAUGAGAACCUGGUAGAGAUGGCUUCCCAGAAAGAGAAACCCCAGGUGGAAGAAAUAGAAAUCAGGGAACCUGAAGACCUUGCCAAGGAAUCAGAAGUAGAUCUCACUAGGUCCAGUGAUAAUGUCCUGAUGAAUUCUGGCUUCACCAGACCAGAUCUGGAUACCUUCCUCUAAAUUUCCAACUUCCAGAGCAUCCUGGGAAAUGAAACCCCAGGAGGUCAAUGGAAGCCUUUGAGAACUCUACAUGCUUUUAGCUUCCUGUCCUCACAUCUCUUCUUUUUCUCCUUGGUAAGAUGGAAAACUAGGAGUUGUGUUUUGGGGUUUGUCCCCUGAGGUAAACCUAUCAGC
Molecule: messenger RNA, 5361 nt
Organism: Dromiciops gliroides (monito del monte)
Lineage: Eukaryota; Metazoa; Chordata; Mammalia; Microbiotheria; Microbiotheriidae
Gene: SIGLEC1
Product: sialic acid binding Ig like lectin 1
Exons: 22
Coding region: 1-5187 (1728 amino acids)
Source: RefSeq, a predicted model, not a curated record